Molecule: messenger RNA, 2130 nt
Organism: Drosophila rhopaloa
Lineage: Eukaryota; Metazoa; Arthropoda; Insecta; Diptera; Drosophilidae
Product: neprilysin-4
Exons: 1
Coding region: 38-2050 (670 amino acids)
Biological process (GO): protein processing
Cellular component (GO): plasma membrane
Molecular function (GO): metalloendopeptidase activity
Source: RefSeq, a predicted model, not a curated record
UCGCACUGCCCGUUCAGUCGCUCUCGGAGUGUUCGCCAUGGAGAACUUUGGUGUCGCAUUGGCGCUGCUGCUACUGCUGGCGGGGAGUGGUGCAGGUCAUCUGCUCCCGGGUCAGCCGUCCAUUGACCUCCGCAUCCAGGCCCAGGAGCAGUUGAUCUCGCAGAGCAACGACAGCGCCUAUUUGCAGCGAUUGAUGCGUCUGGCCAAAUCGGCUGAGAUGCGCAGCUAUAUGCAGCCGGAUGUGGAGGCCUGCGGCAAUUUCUACGACUAUAGCUGCGGAAAUUGGCCCCAGAUCAAUCCGGCCAAUGAUGCCCAGCCCCGGGAGACCAACUUCGAGCAGCUGCUGGUCAAGGCCUAUCGCCACAAACAGCAGCGUUUGAUGGAGCAACCGGCGAAUGAGGAAACGGAUGAUGUGGCUGUGCUACGGCUCAAGCAGUUUUAUGCCAGCUGCCUGAUGUUCCGGCAAACGCCAGAGGAUCUCUAUCGACGUCACUUGCAGGAAAUAGUGGCAGAGUUCGGCCGAAUGCCGGUCCUGAGUCUCACGGGUCAGGAAUGGCCAGCUGAUGAGUUCGACUGGCUAAGCACUGUGGCCCGGAUCAAGAAAAAGUACGGCUUUGACAUCGUUUUGCUUUUUCAGUCAUCUGCCGAUCACAUCUACGUGGGUCAGCCAAAGCAGAUCCUUCCGGUGGCCAAUAGACAAGCCGUAGCUGAUGCCACAGCCCAUCAACUGCAGCACCAUUUGGGCGUGGAUCCCGAGCUGGCCAAUACGAUGGCCCGGGAAAUCACAGAUUUGGAGCAACGCAUUGCCAGCAUUAUGCUUGAUCGUCGAGUUGGUGUUCUGUCCCGUUUGCGCACCGGCAAUGAGUCGGAUACAUAUCAUUUUAAAAUCGGCAAUCUGACUCAUUAUGUGGAAACAGUCCUCGACCGCAAAUUGCAAUUUAACGAAACUCUCUACGAACAUGUGCCCAGCUACCUAAGCGCUUUGGUUGACUUGGUAACGGAAACACCACCUGAAGUGCUGGCCAACUACAUUUUCAAUGAGCUACUGCAGCACUUUUACUACGAGCGAUCGGGUUCCGUUGUGAAGCAAUGUGUGAGCCGGGUUAGAGAUCUUUUUCCUGACCUUCUCGAUAACAUGGUGUUUAACCAGUAUGGAGAUGAAGCUACGCUAAGUGACAUCGAGGACGUCUGGCAGCACAUCCAGCAGAGCUUUCGAGGUGUACUUCAAAACUCAUCAGCCGACUGGUUGGCUUUGGAGACCCGAGAACAACUGCUGGAGCAGUUGAAUACCACCAGUCUAGUGAUCAAUGGAUACACCGAUAUUAACUUCACGGAGCGUUAUGAGGGACUGCAGCUUAAGCCCCGGGAUUAUCUGCACAAUUUGAGGAGCAUACUCAGCCAUCAAAGCUUGAGUGUCAAAGCGAAGACUCAAACAUCUGCUGCGUAUGAUCCCGUGGGAAAACGAGUCCUGCUGCCGGUAGCUCUGCUCCAGCCGAACUUCCUAUGGUCCCGCUUCUAUCCGAGAGCCGUACGUUAUGGUAGCCUUGGCACCCUGCUUGCCCGACAACUGGCGCACAGUCUGGAAGAUGCCUCCAAGUGGGAUGCCAAGUCGUUUGCCGAGUACGCCAAGCGGAAGGCCUGUUUCAAGAGGCAAUACGGUCGCCUGCGACUCAAUGGACAAUAUUUGCCGGAGAGCGAUUUGCAGGCGGAGAACAUAGCCGACAAUCUGGCCAUCCAGGUUGCCUACCACGCCUACAGAAGUUACCUAGGCACACUGGAUCCGUCCUUCUUGGGUUCAGAGUCACUGCCACAACUUAACCUUAGCUCUCGGAGACUGUUCUUCCUCAGUUUUGGGCAGCUGUGGUGCAACGAUGCCAAUGAGCAGUUCCGGGACAAGCAAUCCCUGCUCCAAUUGCGGACCCCCAAUGCGCUCCGACUGCUGGGAGCCCUGUCCAACUUCAGGGCCUUUGGACGGGAUUUUAACUGCGGACGCGGAAGCCUGAUGACUCUGCCCGAGAAGUGUCAACUAUUUGCCGUAAGCCUGGAUUAGUUAAGACCUGAAGUAAACUAAAUAUUACCUUGUUAAAUAUGGUAAAGUAAUAAAUGAGAAAUUGAAUCUACAAAUGAUUU